CGGAAGCGCUGUCAUCCUGGAACUCAGACGGCAAUGAUGGCGGCCUUCAGUGUGGCUCGGAGCAGUUGCGGACUAAUACACGGGCUAAGGACUUCUUUCAGGAGUUUUUCGCCGGUGAAAUAUGGAGCAGUCGCUGCUCCAGUCCCGCAGACUAACCUGCUCCGGGACUGCCGGUGGUAUUGUUCCAGCCACCUGUCCGUUAAGGAGAGGAUUGACAAGAAACGUAAGGCGGCGCUUGUCGGCGGAGGUCAGAAGAGAAUAGAUGCACAACACAAAAGGGGUAAGCUGACAGCGAGGGAGCGAGUUCAGCUUCUGUGUGACCCUGAUUCCUUUGUGGAGACGGACAUGUUCGUGGAGCAUCGCUGCUCUGACUUUGGCAUGGAGCAGGACAGGAACAAGUUCCCCGGUGACAGCGUGGUGACAGGCCGAGGCAGGAUCAACGGCAGGCUGGUUUAUGUGUUCAGUCAGGACUUCACAGUGUUUGGUGGCAGUCUGUCUGGAGCGCAUGCACAGAAGAUCUGUAAGAUUAUGGACCAAGCCAUGACAGUUGGAGCCCCAGUCAUUGGGUUGAACGACUCCGGAGGAGCUCGGAUCCAGGAAGGAGUGGAGUCCUUGGCUGGAUAUGCCGAUAUUUUCCUGAGGAAUGUGCUGGCUUCAGGAGUUGUCCCUCAGAUCUCCAUGAUCAUGGGUCCCUGUGCAGGAGGCGCUGUCUACUCCCCCGCCCUGACAGAUUUCACCUUCAUGGUUAAGGACACAUCGUACCUUUUCAUCACGGGGCCUGAUGUUGUGAAGUCUGUCACCAACGAAGACGUGACUCAAGAACAGCUGGGUGGAGCUAAAACACACACAACUGUGUCUGGAGUGGCUCACCAUGCGUUCGAGAAUGACAUUGACGCCUUACUCAACCUGCGAGAGUUCUUCAACUUCUUACCACUAAGCAACCGAGACCCCGCACCCAUCAGGGAGUGCCAUGACCCCAGUGACCGUUCAGUACCUUCAUUGGACACCAUCGUCCCAGAUGAGACGACUAAAGCUUACGACAUGUUGGACAUCAUUCAAGCAAUCGUGGAUGAGAGAGACUUCUUUGAGAUUAUGCCCAGCUAUGCAAAAAACAUCGUGGUGGGAUUCGCCCGCAUGAACGGACGAACUGUAGGCAUCGUUGGUAACCAGCCCAAAGUGGCGUCUGGUUGUUUGGACAUCAACUCCUCAGUGAAGGGAGCCCGCUUUGUACGCUUCUGUGACGCUUUUAAUAUUCCCAUCAUCACUUUUGUUGACGUUCCAGGCUUCCUGCCAGGUACCGCUCAGGAGUACGGAGGCAUCAUCAGACACGGAGCCAAACUGCUGUAUGCUUUUGCAGAGGCUACAGUCCCAAAAAUAACCAUCAUCACCAGGAAGGCUUAUGGAGGAGCCUAUGACGUCAUGAGCUCCAAACACUUGAGAGGAGACGUGAACUACGCCUGGCCCACAGCUGAGGUUGCUGUGAUGGGUGCUAAGGGUGCCGUGCAGAUCAUCUUCAGAGGAAAGGAGAACCAGGCUGAAGCUGAGGCUGAAUAUGUGGAGAAGUUCGCCAACCCCUUCCCAGCUGCUGUCAGAGGUUUCGUGGAUGACAUCAUCGAGCCAUCGAGCACUCGUAAGAAGAUCUGCAGAGAUCUGGAGGUGCUGGCCAGCAAACAGCAGGUCAACCCCUGGAAGAAACACGCCAACAUUCCUCUGUGAAACUCUUCCCAUUGACACUAACUAAAGGCACUCACUUUGGCGUUCCCCAUUCAGAUGAACUGCAGUGGUCCCCUGUGAUAACUACCUGCCUGCUAAGCAGAUUAUGUUGUCAUAUUUUACAGUUAUUUACCACACAAAAAUAUCAGAACUCUUUAAACAAAGUCAGCGUAUGUGUCUUUGUCUUUCUUCUUCAUAUGCAAAAUGUUUAAAGGAACAUCCUGACACAUUUCACAGUGUUGGUCACACACCACAUUAAAGCCAAUCCACUAUCAGUACUGGCCAUAUUGGUCACUGUUAGGUAUGGGUUGACAUAUAAGAACAAGAUGUAUCUGAAAGAUCAGAUAAGGUAUUGCCAGUGAACGCAGGCACUCGCCACAAUGUUAGGACAGAUAGAUGAUGCAAUACUGUAUGUAGCCUCUUCCACAGUGAAUAAUGUACUGUAUUUAGGUCUUGUUUUUGUCUGCUGUGUACAGUAGUUUGUACUAUCAGACGCACUCCUGGCAUUUGAUGUCUUCUAUUAAGGUCAAGAAAAAUCAUCCCUACACCCUGAAACUGUGCCUUUCUCUCUGGCAGGCUCUGCUCUGCUGUUUGUGAAAUAAAUCACAGACUUCAA
Notolabrus celidotus (New Zealand spotty) is the source of this 2329-nucleotide messenger RNA. RefSeq names its product propionyl-CoA carboxylase subunit beta (gene pccb). Gene Ontology annotation, molecular function: propionyl-CoA carboxylase activity. The transcript has 15 exons. Bases 34 to 1716 code for a protein of 560 amino acids. Gene Ontology annotation, cellular component: mitochondrion. The record is from RefSeq and is a predicted model, not a curated record. NCBI's taxonomy places the organism in Eukaryota, Metazoa, Chordata, Actinopteri, Labriformes, Labridae.